Messenger RNA from Zea mays, 1994 nucleotides. RefSeq lists its product as uncharacterized. Gene Ontology annotation, cellular component: mitochondrion; MICOS complex; mitochondrial inner membrane. The transcript has 2 exons. Bases 275 to 652 code for a protein of 125 amino acids. The record is from RefSeq and is a predicted model, not a curated record. NCBI's taxonomy places the organism in Eukaryota, Viridiplantae, Streptophyta, Magnoliopsida, Poales, Poaceae.
CAAUCAUUUUUUUACUUCCACAUACAUAACAUGUAUCAUAUAUUAACUCAUAUAUAAUAUUUAUAUACAAUUUAAGAUAUCACAAACAGAUUUUUUUUUAUCGCGCGCAGGCGCGCGGCACGCACUAGUUCGCAUCAAGCUUCAAGCAUCCCCACACGCACUCCGCCUCCGCUCCGCUGUCUCCACCGGUCCGCCCCUCCUCCCCUCCUUUGCGCCUCCCCGAAUCGCAUCAGCCUUUCUCCUCGUGUCGCGACUCGCGAGCGAAACCCUCGCCAUGGCGGAGGCGACCGACACCGCCGCAGCCACGCCGCCGCCAGCGCCAGCGAUGGCGACUUUGUCCCCGCCUCCUAAGUCGGGGAUCCCGCCGCGGUACAACCUGGACGCCAAGUGGGACGCGUGCCUCGACCUCUCCAUCCGUCGAGUUGCCUACUCCUCCCUCGCCGGCGCCUUAGCGGGCCUCCUCCUCUUCCGUAGCCCUACUACUCGCUGGGCAUCAGUUACCCUUGGGGCUGGUGUGGGGAUAGGGGCUGCAUACACUGAAUGCUCAUACUUGUUCAGUGGUGGUCCUCCAAAUUGGUCACCCAAAGUAUCAACAAUUCCUUCUGCACACUCUGAAGUAAUUGCUCUAUCAUUCUCCCUUAAUCCUGUUUGAACUCUGUGGUGACUGGUUUACAAACAUCAAUAUUGCUGCAUUGCUAUAGUCUUCUACUAAACUAGCCAGUUGUCCGUGCUUUGCUACGGUUUUUAUAUAUCAUAUAAAUAGGUAUUAAGAUAUUUAUUCAAAUAUAAUUAUUGUUUAUUUCUAAACACUAAGACACGUGUGGUCUGGUGGUUAGCCCCAAAUUUCCGGAGUUGGAGGUGUGGAUUCGAGUGCUCGCUAUGCAUUUUUUUUCACGAUGUGGUAGCUGCGUGGGUGGGGUCGGGUGCUAAGCAGGCGCAAUAGCUGGCUGCAUUGGCGCUGGGGUCCACAGUGCAGUAACUGAAAGAGGGACGGGAGAACCAGUCGAGGCACGUGGGGCGGGCCCAGAGUGUCAACAUAGAGGGUGAAGUUGUGGUAGCACCAGGUGCCUACAUUAGGUUCUUAAUAGAGUAGUAUAGAUAAAUAUGUUUUGAGAUAUUUAUUCAAAUAUAAUUACUGUUUAUUUAUAAACACUAAAUUAUGUGUGGUCUGGUGUUUACCCUCUAAUGAUUGGAGCAAGGGGUUGUGGGUAUUUUUUGCGCGGUGUGGUAGCACGGAGGGUGAAGCCGUGGUAGCACAAUCGCCCACAUUAGGUUCUUAAUAUCUUCUACUACUAAAUUGCUAGAGGCAGUUCCCUCUUUUUGCUUGACCAGUGCGUCUUUGGUAGAGUUACUCGCUUUCUCUGCCUAUGAAAGUCAAGUUAUACUUAUUUUUGUCAUUCAUUAGAUAUAUUAUUAUCUCACAGAUAACACGGCCGUCUAAAUUCUCAACCGAUAUAGCCUCCCUAGUGCCGGCUGUAAUUAUCUUUUGGACUAGAAUCCAAUUUGCAUGGCUAUCAAUUUCAGAAGAACUACUCUGAUCUUCUGAAAUCUGAAUUCAACUGGUCUAGUGUAUUUUGGGACGCUGGUGUGACUUGCUUGAUCCUUAGGUUAUAUGUGUGGGUUGGAAGGGAACUGGGCUUGGGAGCCCAUUGAGUCGGCGCCAUGCUGUCACACGGCGGGAAGAACUGGGAUGCGAACAAGGCAAGGAGGCAAUCUCCUUUCUAUAGAUUCAACUUGCCUGCCCUCAAACAGGGUCCAGGAUGGUAUAUAUAUAAUCUUUGGAUCUGCUAACAAACUAUCCUGGCCUGUUGCUAACUGACUAAUACUUAUCUAUUCUAACAAACCGGACUCCCUGUAACAAACUUAUUAUAAUCCUUAUCUAAUGCCUUGGCCAUAACAGCCUGCAAGGUCUUCUGCGGCUUAGCCCUUCUGCCGUAGACUUUUCCUGUCAUAACAGGCGCUUUCUUAUGAAUUCACACAAGACGAGAAGAUGU